AUGGUGCAUACAGGAGUAUGCGCUUCAGGUGAACAUAUUCUGCAGAAGCAGGUAGCUUGUUUGGAAGCUACCUGUGAGACGCUACGAGAGCAUAGUCAACGGGAGUAUGCAGCGCUCGAGAAGAGCGUGGCACAGGCGUUCACGGCGCUACAACGCGAGAAUGCUGAGCUGGAGCUGAUAGCGUCCCAAUGGCGACGAUGUUGUGCGGAGCAGCAGUGGGCUGGUAUUGUUGCCCACCAGGAGUUGGUGAAAGAGCGUGCGCGGGUGCGCGAACUGGAGGAAAAAAUUGAGUUGAUGGACUUGCUGUACGCGGAGGAACAGCGUCGCUGGCAGCAGGCGCUUGCAUCCAUGGAGGCGGAACUGGUGCUUUUACGCAGUGUCAGCGUCCCCGGGCCGCUGGACACGAAUCCGGACUUGCAACCGGCGCUGAUGGAAGUACCCGCGAUGAAGAGCAUGACGUGUCCGCAAAUCGUGGAACCGAGCGUGGUGCCAGCCACCGAGAAUGACGCAGACGAUGCAAUAGAGUCGCGUGAAAAUACGGCCGAAGUACCGGAACGGCGAAGCAGUGCAAAAUCCAACAAGUCUCGUACGGCGAAACGAAAUCAAAGCCGAGGCAAGCGUUUGGUGCCAUCACAUCGUACCGAGCCUCGUCGCAAAUCCGAAACUGCACCCAAGCCGAGCAAACGGGAAUCAGAACAGAGGGACGCGCAAACCCCAGUCGUGUGCUCGACGACUGCAAAGCGCCGCCGCCGCGUCUCUUUUUCAAGCCCAGCUGACCCCGUCUCUGUGCUGGAGGGUUCCAGCCUCUAUGAAGGCCCCGGUCGAGAUUGCGUUCAUCCGCAGGAACCUGGACCAGCCGAACGCAUCGUACCUGAUCGGCGUCAAAAAGCAGUGGACCUCCAUUUCCAGAAAGCCCAACAAGGCAGGCGCAAGCUCUUCAGUUUUAUCACGCAGCAGCGCCUUGUCAUCGCCAAGCCGCGACCUGUACCAACGCUCACCCAGCUCUGA
Cyanidioschyzon merolae strain 10D is the source of this 1008-nucleotide messenger RNA. RefSeq lists its product as hypothetical. Bases 1 to 1008 code for a protein of 335 amino acids. The record is from RefSeq and is a predicted model, not a curated record. NCBI's taxonomy places the organism in Eukaryota, Rhodophyta, Bangiophyceae, Cyanidiales, Cyanidiaceae. The transcript has a single exon.